AUGGAGCAUGUUGCUGAUGUCGACUUCGGAGGGUUUGAUGUACGACCUUUGUCAUGGCCAGUGUCGCCAGAGCGGCUGAGCUUCCAAGCAGGGGAGCACGACAGCUCGACACGGGACGAUACAGCUCCUGAACAGAGCACAGACACAGGCAGUCUCACAGAAGCUACUCCCGCGCAUGCUGGAACGACGAAUACCACGAUCGCCAAUGCUUCAGCGUUCGACGUGAACCACCACGGCACGAACACGCCUCCGGCACCGACCACGAUACCGAACGAACAACCUGGAGCGCACCUCACACAGGCCGAGUCGGAAGAUGAAGAGCUUCAACAGGCUAUAGCUUUGUCGCAACAAAGUGCACAAGAAGAUGAAGAGCGUCGUGAACGCCAGAGGCAGCGAGUGCUUGAGAUCUUCGAGAAAGGUCGCGCUCGGAGUAUAGAAGUCCCUGUGGAAGAGUUCGUCAAGAAUAAGCCUUCGCUGAAAGGCAUCCCGUUACCAGCAUACGAUGGAACAGGAUACCCGUCAUAUAUGUAG
Messenger RNA from Fulvia fulva, 531 nucleotides. RefSeq lists its product as uncharacterized. The coding region runs from base 1 to 531 and encodes 176 amino acids. The transcript has a single exon. The record is from RefSeq and is a predicted model, not a curated record. NCBI's taxonomy places the organism in Eukaryota, Fungi, Ascomycota, Dothideomycetes, Mycosphaerellales, Mycosphaerellaceae.